Triticum aestivum (bread wheat) is the source of this 916-nucleotide messenger RNA. Its product is annotated as ethylene-responsive transcription factor WRI1. Gene Ontology annotation, biological process: regulation of DNA-templated transcription. The transcript is spliced from 2 exons. Lineage: Eukaryota; Viridiplantae; Streptophyta; Magnoliopsida; Poales; Poaceae. The record is from RefSeq and is a predicted model, not a curated record. Gene Ontology annotation, molecular function: DNA-binding transcription factor activity; DNA binding. The annotation marks the transcript as partial.
AUAUAUGUAAAUGUUUAUCAUUUUGGGUGCAGGCACCACCACAAUGGGCGGUGGGAGGCACGAAUUGGGCGGGUGCUGGGGAACAAGUACCUAUACCUGGGAACCUUUGAUACCCAAGAGGAAGCAGCCAGGGCCUAUGAUCUUGCGGCCAUCGAAUACCGAGGCGCUAACGCCGUAACCAACUUCGACAUUAGCCGCUACCUGGACCAGCCGCAGUUACUGGCACAAAUGGAGCAGGGGCCACAGGUGGUGCCAGCAUUGCAAGAGGAACUUCAACAUGAUCAACAAAGUGACAACGCAGUCCAAGAGCUCAACUCGGGUGAAGCGCAGAAGCCGGGUAGCGUCAACGAGCCGAUUGCAGUGGAUGACACAGACAGCGCCGGAGACAUCGGUGCCCCCCUUGUGUUUGACAGCGGCGUCGAGGAGAACCUGUGGAGCCCUUGCAUGGAUUAUGAUUUGGACCCCAUCUUUGGACGCGACAUCAGCAACUCGAUGAAUCUGAGCGAGUUCUUCAACGACCCCACCUUCGAGAGCAACAUCGGGUACCUGUUCGAAGGAUGUCCCGACAUCGAUGACUGCAGCACCAGGCAUGGCGCAGGCCUGGCGGCGCUCGGUUUUCUCAAGGAAGGUGACGAUAAUAUGAAGGAUGUUCCAGACAUGGAUGCAGAAAUAACUCCUCAAGCAAACGACGUCUCCUGCCCUCCAAAAAUGAUCACCGUGUGUAAUUGAGUAUCUCUAUGCCCUCAUGUCCAAGGAAGGUUUCAGGUUUUCAUGUUGGGUAUACUUCUUAGCUAGCUUCUUGUAGGCUGUCUGUCUGUCUGAUCAGGUCGGAGAAAUUCAUGUGUUCAUCCCCAUCCUUUGAGAAAAACCCAAAGGCAUUCUACUUGGUAUGGUAUGAGUGCCAAUGUUCCUUUUU